This is a messenger RNA of Aureobasidium pullulans EXF-150, 2344 nucleotides long. Its product is annotated as amino acid permease. Gene Ontology annotation, molecular function: amino acid transmembrane transporter activity. Lineage: Eukaryota; Fungi; Ascomycota; Dothideomycetes; Dothideales; Saccotheciaceae. Gene Ontology annotation, biological process: amino acid transmembrane transport. The coding region runs from base 360 to 2126 and encodes 588 amino acids. The record is from RefSeq and is a predicted model, not a curated record. Gene Ontology annotation, cellular component: membrane. The transcript has 3 exons.
UCACGUCGCAAACGUCGGUCAUGGUUCCUUUUACGAACCCGGCAGAGGCGGUGGCGCCGCCGAUAUGGCUUUUAGAUAGCGGACAGGUGCCAGCUAAUCAGCAUGCGUCCUGCAAGCCACAUAACGGUAGGCCUACCACAACUCUAUCGCCUCAUCUUUUCAACCUGCAGGCCUUGGCCCUUGACGUAAAUAAGGGACAGUGACACGGUUGGAGGUGCAGUUCGUUUUUUGUACAACCUCUGCGAACUCGGCCGUCGCAUUCGCGAAACUCGAGACAUUUCACUUUCUGUUUUUCUCUUCUUUCGCAAGACGCACUUCUCUCGCAAUUUGUAACAGAGAGAACCACGACAUCAACAAUCAUGGAGGACGCUAAAGAGGUCAUCCCCGGUUCCGCAUACCAUUCGUCACCGGCCGACUCCUCGACGGAAGUUGGCCAGAACUACGACCACCCCAGAUCAUGGUCUACUCGCAUGUUCGACAGCUUCAAGCGCGACCCAAACGCACAUGCGACACCUCCAGGAACAGUUGGCGCAGAUGGAAAAGUGUUCGACGUUGAGACUGCAAAUGCAGCAACUGCCGACUCGGGGUUGGCUAGACAUUUGAAGGGUCGUCACUUGCAGAUGAUCGCCAUUGGUGGUUCAAUUGGUACUGGUCUCUUCGUCGGAUCUGGUUCAGCUCUUGCGAAUGGAGGUCCUGCCUCUCUGCUCAUCGCCUAUGGCAUCAUUGGUAUCAUGCUUUACUGUACUGUUCAUGCUCUUGGUGAGAUGGCAGUCCUCUUCCCCGUCGCUGGUUCUUUCUCUGCAUACUCGACCCGUUUCCUCGACCCUGCUUGGGGCUUCGCCAUGGGCUGGAAUUACGCUCUGCAAUGGCUCGUCGUGCUUCCGCUGGAGAUUGUCGCUGCUACACUCACCAUUGAAUUCUGGAACGACUCUAUCAACCCCAACGCUUGGGUCGCCAUCUUCCUGUUUGUUAUCAUUGGCAUCAACCUUUUCGGUGUCAAAGGUUACGGUGAAGCCGAGUUCCUUUUCUCUAUCAUCAAGGUCAUCGCCGUCAUUGGUUUCAUCAUCCUUGGUAUCAUCCUUGAUGUUGGUGGUGGCCCUGACGGCGAUUACAUUGGUGGUCGUAACUGGCGUGACCCUGGAGCUUUCAACCACGGUUUCAAAGGUCUCUGCAGUGUGUUCGUUACUGCUGCCUUUGCCUUUGCCGGAACUGAGCUCGUCGGUCUUGCUGCCGCCGAAACAGAGAACCCUCGCAAGUCGCUGCCUACUGCCGUCAAGCAGGUCUUCUGGAGAAUCUUCCUCUUCUAUCUGGUCUCGCUUACCCUCGUCGGCCUUCUUGUUCCUUCCUCCGAUCCACGUCUGAUCAAUGGCUCCAGUAGUGCUGAUGCCAAGGCCAGUCCCUUCGUUAUUGCCAUCAAGAAUGCGGGGAUUGACGGGUUGCCAAGUGUGAUGAACGCUGUGAUUCUGAUUGCUGUUCUGUCUGUCGGAAACUCCUCGAUUUACGGUUCCUCGCGUACUCUUGCCGCACUCGCCGACCAAGGUCAGGCCCCCAAGAUUCUCGGAUACAUUGACCGUAAGGGUCGUCCCAUCGCUUCUAUUGGCAUUGCUUCUGUUCUCGGACUUCUCGCUUUCCUUGCCGGAUCCAGCAAGCAGACCGACGCUUUCAACUGGAUGCUGGCCCUUUCUGGUCUCAGUUCCAUCUUCACAUGGGGCAGCAUCUGCCUCGCCCACAUCCGAUUCCGCAAGGGAUGGAAGGCUCAGGGCCACACUCUCGAUGAGCUGGCCUUCAAGUCUCAGGCCGGCAUUAUCGGCUCCUGGGUUGGUUUCCUCCUCAACUGUCUCGUCUUGAUUGCACAAUUCUGGACCGGAUGCUUCCCCAUCGGAUAUGCUGAUAUGACUCCUGGCGAGCAGGUCGAGAGCUUCUUCGAAGUCUACCUUGCCGCCCCUGUGGUCAUUCUGUUCUACGUCGUCUACAAGUUCUGGAAGCGCACACCCUUCAUCCGCAGCCACAACAUGGACUUGCACACUGGUAUCCGCGAGCUCAACAUUGCCGAGCUCAUCGCCGAGGAGAGAGCUGAGCAGGCUCAGUGGCCAGCAUGGAAGAAGGCUUACAAAUUCUUCUGUUAAGCGAUAUCUUCGAUUCUGCUUUCCCUUGCAUUUUCUUGUACAUAUACCGUUCGUUUUUCUGUCGUGAUGGGCAAAUGAUGCUCUAUCUUCCGGUUUGGCUGGGGGUGGGGAGAAAAAAAUGCAUAAGCGAUACAGGUCUUUUUCUAAUGUUCCCUAGCUAUCACGCUCGCUGUAUAAGAUAUAAUUAGACACAGGAAUUGAUGACUUUUACACACAAA